Capsicum annuum is the source of this 1413-nucleotide messenger RNA. Its product is annotated as DNA repair protein XRCC3 homolog. The coding region runs from base 419 to 1309 and encodes 296 amino acids. Gene Ontology annotation, molecular function: ATP-dependent DNA damage sensor activity; ATP binding; four-way junction DNA binding. NCBI's taxonomy places the organism in Eukaryota, Viridiplantae, Streptophyta, Magnoliopsida, Solanales, Solanaceae. The record is from RefSeq and is a predicted model, not a curated record. Gene Ontology annotation, cellular component: Rad51C-XRCC3 complex; replication fork. The transcript has a single exon. Gene Ontology annotation, biological process: telomere maintenance via recombination; double-strand break repair via synthesis-dependent strand annealing; t-circle formation.
UCAACCCCCACCCCCACUCGACCAAAAUUGAGGAUCUGACCUCGACUCGAGAUCCAAAACCAUUCACAAACUCAACCCUGAUUCAAGACUCAAGCUUGGGCCCUCGACUUGAAACGAGAUUCGGAAUCUGACCCUAACUUAACUCAAGACUCAACCCUGACUUUAGAAGCAACUCUAACACAUAAUUUGAGAUUCAAGAUCACUUACCCGAGACCUAAGCCCAAAUGCUCAAUGUAAAAUUAAAGUUAUUGUACAUAAAUCAUAAUAGAGGAAAUAAGUUUCUUGUUAAAUAAAUUUCUCAGCAUCAUUUAGCCAAUAAUUAAGAAUGUUUUCAUUAACCUUGCACUAGAAGCGAACCAUCAUCAAAUUGGCCCCAUCCCUAAAUUUUCAAACUGCACAUUUGUCUUCACCUCUCCAAAUGGACCAAACAAGAAGCCCCCAUUUGAUGAAACCUGAAGAUUUCCUUCAGCAACUUCACCCAACCCCCACCCAAAAAUGCACCAUCGGCUGCCCGAUCCUCGACCGGCUCCUCAACGGCGGCAUUCCUUGCAAUUCAAUAACCGAAUUAGUCGCCGAAAGUGGCUGUGGCAAGACCCAAAUCUCCCUUCAGCUCCUCCUCUCCGCUCAACUCCCAACUUCACUUGGCGGACUUUCCGGUUCCUCGUUAUACCUCUUCUCCGAAUCACCCUUCCCCAUCCGCCGCCUUGUUCAGCUCUCUUCCGCAUUCCCCACUCUUAACAACCCCUUGGAGAAAAUUCUAACGCACCCUCUUCACUCUGCACACCACUUGUUCGACGUAUUGUCCGAAUUAGAUUCUCUAUUAUUGUCGGGUGAAUUUUCUUCCGAUCCUCCGAUUAAGCUGCUUGUGAUUGAUUCUAUUGCGGCUUUGUUUCGAUACGAAUUUGAAAACAACGCGCGUGAUCUUAAGCAGAGAUCGGGUUUGUUCUUCAGGAUUUCGAGUAAAUUGAAGGAGCAAGCGAGGCGAUUUGGGUUGGCUGUAGUGGUGAUUAACCAGGUUGUUGAUGUAGUGGAUAGUUCGGAUGGUUUAAGGAUUGGGAAUUGGACGUAUUUGUAUUCGUCUGAGAGGAAAGUGUGUGCUGCAUUGGGGUUGUCAUGGGCAAAUUGUGUUAAUACGAGGCUGUUUUUGACGAGGCAUGAAGAGAGAAUUGGUCAAGAGGUAAUUGGGGAUGAUCAUUGCGUUAGGACACAAACGCGGAGGUUUAUACGCGUUGCUUUUGCUCCUCACUUACCUGAUUCGUACUGUGAGUUUGUUAUUAGUAGAGAAAAGGUUUUUGGUUUGGAAAGAUAGGAAGAUCGGCUUGAACAAGCCGUGUAAAGAUUAUGUAUUUAACAGCAAAAAACAAUCUCAAAUUUGACGACUUUGUUUUGCAUCCAAUACUGGUCUUUGCUUCA